Molecule: messenger RNA, 231 nt
Organism: Lathyrus sativus (Indian pea)
Lineage: Eukaryota; Viridiplantae; Streptophyta; Magnoliopsida; Fabales; Fabaceae
Source: the annotation of a GenBank genome assembly
AUGAUUAUUCUCUCCUUUAAUGUUAGGGGUUUAUGGGGUAAUAUUAAGAACAGAAAGGUGAGGGAGCUGGUUAGGGAUUUCUAUCUUGAUUUCAUAGUUAUUCAAGAGGUUCAGUUAAGUCAGGUAAGGAGUCAUUGCAUCAUAUUCUAUUGGGGAGUUCUUUCUGCAACUGGAUCUUUUGUCCAUAUAAGGGUGUUAGUGGGGGCUUGUUUUCUAUUUGGUGAAAUGUGA